UGUGAUGGAGCUAUCAUUGGUGGGGUUGCACACCCCGUGACAUGUGGACCGGAGCAAGAACCUCCCACCUUGCAUCUCUUCUCCCUGAACACAGCCGGACGCUGUCAUGGCCUCCAGUUAUCCGCCCCCCUUCGAGGGCACAGGUGAAGUGAAGGAGGGCUUUCUGUGCCCGCUGUGCCUGAAGGACCUUCAGUCCUUCUACCAACUCCAAGACCACUAUGAAGAGGAGCACUCUGGGGAUGACCGCCACGUCAGGGGGCAGCUCAAAAAUUUGGUUCAGAAGGCAAAGAAAGCCAAAGACAAGCUUCUGAAAAGGGAUGGAGAUGACAGACUGGAUACCGGCAGCUAUGAGUCCUUUUACUACGGCGGAGUGGACCCCUACAUGUGGGAGCCUCAGGAACUGGGAGCGACCAGAAGUCACCUGGACUUCUUUAAAAAACACCGGGCUGCUCGGAUAGAUCACUACGUCAUUGAGGUCAACAAGCUCAUCAUUAGACUGGAAAAGUUGACGUCGUUUGACAGGAUCAACUCCGACGCUGCCAAAAUCAGAGCUAUUGAGAAGUCAGUGGUGUCAUGGGUGAGUGACUCGGAUGUCCCGUUCUGUCCGGACUGUGGUAACAAGUUCAACAUCAGGAACAGGCGGCACCACUGUCGCCUCUGUGGGUCCAUCAUGUGCAGGAAGUGCAUGGAGUUUGUCCCCUUGCCUGUGGCUCAGAAGCUGAUUAACGGGACCCGAGAGGCCCUGUGUGUACCUGGAAGCCCCAUUCAGUCCCAGUCUCCCCCGACUGGAGGUGGCGGCGGCGGGAUGGGCUCCAGGAGAGGCAGCAUCAGCAGCCUGAGCAGCGUCACGUCCAUGCUGGAGGAAAAGGACGACGAGAAGAUUCGCUGCUGUCGCCACUGCAUGGACACGCUGAUGAAGAGGCAGCAGAAGCUGGAAGAGAAGGACCACAUGCCGGAUGUAGUGAAACUCUACGAGCGGCUGAGGAUGUGCAUGGAGAAGGUGGAUGAAAGGGCUCCAGAGUACAUCAGAAUGGCAGAGUCGCUCAAUGCCGGAGAAACCACAUACAAUCUCGACACUGCUGGAGGACUGAGACUGGAAGUGCAGAAAUACUACGAACUAAUCGACGCCCUGAGUAAGAAGAUUUUAACACUAAGAACAAAAGAUGAUCCACCGCCGCAUCCGAAGGCUCUCCAGCUGCAGAAGAUGAUCCGUUAUACAGCCACGCUGUUUGUCCAGGAAAAGCUGUUAGGUCUCAUGUCUUUACCAACUAAGGACAAAUAUGAAGAGCUGAAAGAAAAGAGAAAACAGGAACAAGAGAAGAGACUCCAACAAGAGAGACUGGUUUCCCAGGAGACCCUGAAGAGGAGGCAGGAGUCUGAGAAAAACCGCCCCCCUCCCAGCACCAACGGAGAGCUGGCGCGGGCCCCGAGAGCCCCACACAUGACCAAAGCUGGAGGAUGGUUGCCCUCCGCAGACCAUACAGUCCAUACACGCAGCGAGCUGGAGGACCCCCUCCUCCAGCAGAUCGAGAACAUACAGUCAUUCCUCCGUCAGGCGCGGGAGGCCCAGAGGACAGACGAGGUGGCCAUGUUGGAAGAGAACCUGCGUCAGCUGCAGGACGAGUACGACCAGCAGCAGACCGGCAUAGCCAUCGCGCUCUCCCAGAAGCUGGCCCAGGAGGAGAGCCUGCAGCAGGGGGAGCUCGAUCGUCUGGAAGCCCGGGAGAGGGAGGACUGGGAGCAUUGGGGCCCCGCUGUGGCAAGCACUCUGCCUCCCACCACAUGGGAGAGGUCUCUGGAUGCUAAUCCGGCAGGGGGCUUCCAAGGAGAGGAGGACACUGAAGCAGGAGACCUGACUCCGAAAGCUGAGGGGAGUCCAUCCUCUGUGAGAGCGUUCCCUGCUCUCACAGGCCAGGAGGAGUCGCCUCCCAGGUUGAGGAGCUUAGGGGGGCACGUGACUCCCCCUGGUGGUGAAGGCCAGAACAACGCCCCCCUCAACCCUUUCGAUGAAGAAGACUCUACUCCCGUUGAGGAUCCAUCCAACCCCUUCUUUGAGGACAUAAAGAGGGAACACAAAGAGGUCGGCAAUGAGAAGAAAGUGUACAACCCAUUCGAUGAAGAUGAAGAGGUCGAGGAGGACAAACGGGCCGAGACCGCGUCUGGAAACCCCUUUGAAGACAACGACACAGAAACGGGGAACCCGUUCCUGGAGGCCUCUGGGAACUCUCCAGAAGUCUCGAACAACCCCUUCGACGUGGAAGACGACAACGAGGCGGAUUUGCCCGAUGUGGACAUGAUAGAGGAGGAGCUGCUGCUGCAGCAGAUUGACAACAUUAGGGCCUACAUUUUUGACGCCAAGCUCAACCACCGCCUCGACGAGGUGGAGCUCCUGUCAGAGAACCUCAGAGAGCUACAGCACACCCUGCAAGAGCAGAAGAAGAAGCACUGACACCUUUCCCCCCCCUAAACCCCCCCUGAUUACCUGCUACUUACCAAGUCCUGCAAGGCUAGCUCACUUUAUGACUCAUGAGCCCACUGGUUUUAGUUUGGGCGAGGUCUGCUGCACCACAGAAAGAGUUGGUAAGUCCCAAAAUUAAAGAUGUACUAAAGCUCAGUAGUCUGGAGUGACAUCUUUGUAAACCACUUCUCCUGUACAGCGGCGCGGAGGGCUGGAGUCUAUUUCAGCAUGCACAGUUUUUAUGCACUGCAAGAAACAGUCCAUUUGUACAGUUUGCAUGUUUCUGUAGAUAUUAACUAUGUCGUAUCAGGAACACAAACAGGAAGACAGAAGAAUGGCAUUUAAUCAAUUCUAUUAAUGGGACAUUGAUUGUUGUGGAGUCGAGUCUGGAUGUGGAAGUCAGGAUGUAUGAUUUGGACUUCUGGCUGUGAAGCUAUGAACAAAGUCAAAAACAGAUCUGUGGCCAAGAGUGAACAAUGAAGCAAUGAAGCAGCUGAAUAAUGUUUUUGGAUUUUUUUUUGCCAAGUUUUGUUAAGAGUACUCCAUGGAUAUAGCAUUGCACUCAUAACAUUGUUGGACUCAUGAUGGACGGUAAAAACAAAAGAAUAUGCAUAUUGAUGCAGCAGAACCAGAGAUAUUGUCUGUCUAAUUCUGGCAUCUACAUUACCCAUAAUGCAAAUCCUCCACAAACAGUGCUUGUUAUCCUCGUAGCCUCAUGCGGGCCACAGAAGCUGACUCAAGUGACAUCACUUGAGGAAAUUCUCCAGAUUCCAUGCAGCUCUUUCUGGAGACACAUUCAGACUUUGAUGUGUAAAAUGGGUGGAGCCUCCCUUUAAAUAUAUUGACAUUAGUGCCACCUUUUUGUACCUACAACUUUAAUUUAUUUGUGGAAAUGAAAACUCCUGCUGUUAAUUGAACAAAUACAAAAGAACCAAACCAAUACAUUACUGUUCUGGUUUGGGCCAUGAACAACAAACACUCAGACAAAAUAACAGUCUGAUAAUUAAAUUAGAAACAAAUCAAUUUAGACUUUUACGAUCAGCCUAUAUCAAAAUGUCAUCACAGGCUUUGAUUAUCAAAUCAGUCACAUGACUCGCUCCCUUUAUCGUUUGGGUCAUAGAUUCUUAAGGUAAAUUAAAGACCCAGAAAGAAGCCAUUGUUGUUGCUCCUGUUAUGUGACGUUGACUCAUAAUGACUAUGACGACGUUAUCAGAGGGAAAUGCUUUUAAUCCUUUAUCAUACUAUAAAUAACCACAUGUACAUCUUACCGAUACUAUGUCCAUGAAAGGCUUUGAAUAAGUAUUACUGUUCAUUUCUAUUUCAGUGAAAGUUGCUUUAUCCGUUAAACUGAAUUUAAAAGGUAACCCUGUCUCUGUUAGGUGACAUUUUCUGUCUGCAUGGUUUCACUCAGUUCAGGAAUCUUUUACUUUGUGCAUCUUGUCUGUCAUGUUGGCCUUUGCAUGGUUGCUUUUUUAGACCUUUAUUAUUUUUAAAGCAUCGUAAACGCCACAUUAAACCAAGUGAGCUAAACGUUUUCCACGUCCUACUGUGCGACCCUUCAAGGUUGUGAUCUUAUCGUCAACGGAGGCACUACAGAUCCGACUGAGCACUUGGGUUGCACGAUUUCUGACUUGCUUCUUUAUGUCGCUGUUCGAUGCCGCUAUUUUUAUUUAACGAGUGGCCAUGCUCGUCUUCCUGCUUUUUUUUUUUUUUAUACAUUUGGAUUGAUAAAAUAACGACUGUUCCGUACUGUCGGCCAAGAACUAAAGCAUGUAAUUAGUUGUACAUUCUCAACCAAGAAGUCCAUUCAUCCAAGCAGCAUUCACCGUGAACAAACUAAACACUAUCUGCCAAGGCACAACAUCGGCAUCUUGAAAUGAUCAAAUAAGUGUGUACUGACAUUUGUCCGUAUUUGUAAAGAUUAACUAAACUCUUAGGGUUAAUGCAACAUUUUAAACAGGAUUUUGUUUGUCAGAUAAACUAACACUACAUGAAUGCCAGCAAGUAUUAUCACUCACGGUGCUGCUAAGAAAUGUCAUCGUGCUUUCCAGUCAGUCAGAAUGUCCAUAACUUUCUUCAUAGACAAAAAAACAGUGUUCUGUGCCGUCUGUUGAUCUCGCUCUGCUUAUCCGUGAUGUCCACUGAUAAUUUAAAGCAAAACAUGUGACACUAAAUGUUUUGUGAGUGCGAAUAACUCCCGGAGCUUCUCCAUGUGUAUUAGCAGUUGAUUUUAUAGCUAAUUUGCUAAAACAUUUUAGACGCACAAACUGGAAAUUGGAAAAUUCCUUCUCAGCACCAAUAAAAAAAAAUUAAAAAAAAUUGUUUGUAAGAUGCUUCUCGUUUUUUUUCCUGAUUUGAAUUACAAAUGAUCCUCUCGU
Molecule: messenger RNA, 4836 nt
Organism: Anoplopoma fimbria (sablefish)
Lineage: Eukaryota; Metazoa; Chordata; Actinopteri; Perciformes; Anoplopomatidae
Product: rabenosyn-5
Exons: 11
Coding region: 107-2449 (780 amino acids)
Molecular function (GO): metal ion binding
Source: RefSeq, a predicted model, not a curated record